This is a messenger RNA of Penaeus indicus, 2833 nucleotides long. Its product is annotated as peroxidase-like. The transcript is spliced from 17 exons. NCBI's taxonomy places the organism in Eukaryota, Metazoa, Arthropoda, Malacostraca, Decapoda, Penaeidae. Bases 1 to 2595 code for a protein of 864 amino acids. Gene Ontology annotation, molecular function: peroxidase activity; heme binding. The record is from RefSeq and is a predicted model, not a curated record. Gene Ontology annotation, biological process: response to oxidative stress.
AUGCCCGGCGGGAAUGGGUUAAGCAACACAGUGUUCUCGAUUGUUUGCUACAUCGAUUAUUAUGAUGGUAACACUUGUUUACCCCCACACCCCCUUCCAAAGGAUAUUAGGUGCCAUCCUUACCAAGGGUACCAUUUGGGUGUGGCAGCAGAUGAGUGGGGGUGUGGGUUGGAGGCAAAGCCCGCAAAUGAGCUCUACAAAGACAGUCUUAGAGAUGUAAGGUAUACUCCUAGCUCAAGGCCAGGUACCAUCCGUACAGAGGAGCCCGAAUUCAAAUAUCCUGUGAGGCGGGAGAGGCUUAGGGACCAGUUGAAAAUUGAAAACUUCAGUGAUCUCAAUAUGAAACCGAGAUUUACCAUUGGAAAAGUUUUAAAACUACGCAAAAUUCUACGGAUAUCUGCGUCUAUAACGAAGAUGAAGGUGGUUUGUGUGUUCCUUGCAAUGUUGGUAGUCAUUGCACUAGGGUCAGAGAAGCCCAAGUUGGGAAUGAUUGAAGAUAACAUUUCCUACGUGAUGCGAGGGAAAGACUCCAAGAAGCCGCCAAAGGGGAGUUCCGGAGCAAAUAUACAAGGCAAAAACAGUUGGAAGUCGAUUGAAACUCCCCCUGUUCUCGACGUUUCGAAGGAAGAGAAAUCAAGCUUUGAAUACGGACUCUCACAAUUGCUGGAGAAGGAUAAAAUAGAGGAGGACAUGGCUGCCAAGAACAUGAGAGUCUCUCAUAACUCAUCUACUUACAUCCAUCAGUCCCUAUUCAGGAGUCCUAACCCGCGGUCCAUCGCAGCAGCAAGAACAGGCUUCAUGAUAGACUGCGCCACUAAAUUCGUCAUGGAUCGCUGGCCCAGGACCAGUUCUGUGAUCAGGACCUGGUUUCGUCCUCCUGCGAGGCCUUCCGCCACUACAGGUCCUCCAACGGCAUAUGUAAUAACUUGGACAACCCUCUUGUGGGGAUCCACUUUCAGGCCUUUCCGCCGUGUUGCUCCGCCCGACUAUGGUGAUGGAGUGUCGAGCCUCCGCCUUGCCCAGGACGGGCAGCCCCUUCCCAGCGCCCGCCUCGUCAGCAGUGCGGUUAACAACAUUCGGCCAAACAGGGAAUCUUCUCUCCUCUCCGUCCUCCACAUGACCUACGGGCAGUUCUUCGACCAUGACCUGACCUUCGCGCCUUUGAAUAAAGGUAAGUAUGGUGAGGCGAUUCCAUGUUGCCUUGAGGGCAGUUCUAUACUCCACCCUGAGUGCGCCCCCAUUUCCAUCCCUGCUGACGACCCUUUCUACUCCAAGUUCGACCAGACGUGCAUGGACUUCGUCCGCUCGGCGCCCGCCGAACGCUGCUUGUUUGGUCCACGAGAACAAAUAAACGAGAAAACAGCAUAUAUCGACGGCUCUCAGGUCUACGGCUCCGAUGACGAGAUGAUGAAUUCAUUGAGAAAGGGGGAGGAUGGUCUACUUAUUGCUCAGAUAAGUAAGGAAGGUGAGGAACUCCUUCCUGCAGACACAGACUUAGCAAACGAGUGCAAUCAGGAAGAACAAGCCAGCAUAGACCAAUUUUGCUUUCGGGCCGGUGAUAUGAGAGUGAAUGAGCAAGUUCUGCUCACUCUGUUCCACACUGUGUGGGUUCGUCACCACAACCAUCUAGCGUCUCGCCUGAAGAGUAUCAACCCAUCCUGGGAUGACGAAAAGCUGUUCCAGGAGACCCGCCGAAUUGUGGUCGCUCAGCUCCAACAUGUCACCUACAACGAGUAUCUGCCGCCCAUCUUCGGCAAUGAAAUCAUAGAAGACUUCAAGCUGAAACCCUUGAAGAAUAAGCAACGAAAGGUUUUUUAUCGCCCUGACACGAGUGCUGCCAUUAGUGCUGAAUUUGCAACGGCUGCCCUCCGUUUUGGACACAGUAUGAUUGCUGAUAACAUUGAAAGAGUGGAUAAGUUAGGCAUCACUUCCUCUGCUGAGCUGUCUUCGGUGUUCAUGAACCCCUUCGUCGUGUAUAUGAAGAACGCGAUACCGCAGCUGACGCGAGGGGUGGUUCGACAGAGCGCAGGUCACGUUGACCCCUUCUUUACACCACAGGUGGCCGGCUUGCUCUUCAAAGGAGAAAACAUGUUUGGACUCGAUCUGGUGGCGCUCAACUUACAGCGUGGGCGUGACCAUGGUAUCGCCUCCUAUACGGCGGUCAGAAACUCAUGCGAACUGUCUCCUAUUCGUGACUUUGAUGAUCUCUCGGGAAAAAUGGAUGAUGAUGUGAUUGCAAAGCUAAGGGAUGUAUACCGUCAUGUGGAUGACAUUGACCUGUUCAUUGGUGGUAUGGCUGAGCACCCGAUGGAAGGAGGAGUAGUAGGUCCCGCCUUCGCUUGUAUUCUGCUGGACCAGGUCAUUAGGCUAAAAGAAGGCGAUAGAUAUUGGUACGAGACCAAUGAUAAGGACACAAGAUUUACAGCAAAACAAGUCGAACAAAUUCGCAGCACUACCUUGGCAGGCGUCAUGUGCGAAGUGAUCCCAGAACUGAAGGAGAUUCAGGCUGAACCUCUGAAAUUGGCAUCUUCCCAGAAUCCAAUACUACCUUGCUCCUCUUUCCAGGAAUUGGAUCUCAAACAUUGGAAGGAAUAAAUGAAUCGAAGGAAGGAUUCUGUGAAGUUUCGCUUAGUUCGAUUGGGGCAAUACAGAUAUUAAAAAAAGAAAAAUCAUUGUAAGCCUUUGUCUGGUCAGGGUAUUAUGCAAGAUGAAUUCAUUAAAGAAUCCUUUCCACACGUUUGUUUACAAUAUCCCCCAAGAGCAAACUGACAGAAAAUUACCAUUUGUAAACAUAGGCAUGAAAUAUCUGUUAUUAAAAAAAUUAUGAUGGCAA